GGCGCAGGGCGGUGAGUCCCGGACUGGUCCCGGCGGCCCCAAACUGGGACCAGUGACCCCGAACUGGGACCAGCGACCCCCGGAGCGGGAUCCAGACCCUCCCCCACACCCCCCAAACUGGGACCAGUGACCCCGUACUGGUCCCAGUAACCCCAAACUGGUCCCAGCAUGCCGGGCUGCUCCUGGCCCCGCGUGACCCCCGGAACGCUCCCAGUAACUCCCAGUAUCCCCCAGCAGCCUCCCAGUGCGCCCCUCUGACCCCUCCCAGUGACCCCCAGUCCCUCCCAGUCCCUCCCAGUCCCCCCACUCUUUCCCAGCUCCCCCCAAGUCCCCUCUCCCAGUCCCUCCCAGUCCCCCCAGUCCCCCCCAAUCCCCUCUCCAAUCCCCUCCCAGUCCCCCCCAGUCUCUCCCAGUCCCUCCCAGUCAUUCCCAGUCUCUCUCAGUGCCCCCCAGUCCCUCCCAGUACCCCCCAGUCCCCUCAAUCCCCUCUCCCAGUGCCCCCCAGUCUCUCCCAGUCCCCCCCACUCUUUCCCAGUCCCUCCCAGUAAUUCCCAGUAUCCCCCCAUGGCCCCCCGCCGUGUCCUGGGGGGCUGCGCCUGGCUGCUGGGGGGGCUGGCGCUGCUGCAGACCCUCUACCUGCGGGCCCUGCCGCCCCCCGCCCCCCGCGCCCCCCGCCGCCCCCCCCCGGGGGGUCCUGGACGCCUCGGGGGCGUUCCGGGUGUACUGGGACGUGCUGGGAGCCCCCCCGGGCUGGGCGCGGGACCCCCGCCCCGAGCUGGUGCUGGCGGCGCACGGCAGCCCCGGGCGGGCGGCGGCGGCGCUGGGGGGGCGCUGGGGGGGGCCCCGUGUCCCUGGCGGUUUUCGGGGAGCCCCGCGGGGGGCUGCAGCAGCUGCUGGCGGCUUUGGGGGGGCCCUGCCGGGCUCUGCGCGGCCGCCUCCGGCUGCAGGUGGUGCAGGGGGCGGCGGGACCCCCGCCCAAUUUCAUCCCCCCCAGAGCACCCCAAAAAUCCGGCGGGGGGGGGGUGCCGGGGGGGCUCUGGCCAGGCUGGCGGCCGCCGACCCCCCCAGUUACACUCUGGGGGUGCCGUACCCCGGGAAUCUGCUGAGGAACGUGGCCUGGCAGGGGGCGGCCGGGGGGGGCCCCGGCGCGGGACCCCCGCCCGAACUGGGGGCGCGUUUCGUGCUGCUGCUGGACGCGGACGUGGCGCCCAGCCCGGGGCUGCGCGAGGGGUUCCUGCAGCUGCUGCGGGACGGGGGGCUGGACCCCCAAAACUGGGGGGGACAGGAGCCCCGAAACCGGGGGGGACAGGGGGAGAUGGACCCCCAAAACCGGGGGGGGACAGGAGCCCCGAAACCGGGGACAGGACCCCCGAAACCGGGGGGCACAGGGGGAGAUGGACCCCCGGAACUGGGGGGGACAGGAACCCCGAAAUCAGGGGGGGACAGGACCCCCGGAAUUGGGGGGGACAGGACCCCCAAAAUUGGGGGGGACAAGACCCCCAAAACCGGGGGACGCAGGGAGCACUGGGGGACCCCAAAGUUCUGGGGUCUCAGAGGGAUUUGGGGGCUCAGGAGGAUUUGGGGAGCCCCAAAACUUUGGGGGCUCCCGGUGUCCUGGGGGUCCCCAACAUCCCAAAGAACCCCAAAAGUUUAUUGGGCCCCAAAGACCCCAGGGGUGUCCAAGCCCUGAGUGACCCCGAAGUCCUGAGUGACCCCAAUGCUCUGAGUGACCCCAAAGCCCUGAAUGUCCCCAACGCCCUGAGUGACCUCGAGGUCUUGAAUGACCCCAGAACCUUGAGUGACCCCAAUGCUCUGAGUGACCCCAAAACCUUGAGUGAUCACAAUGUUCUGAAUGUCCCCAACGCCCUGAAUGUCCCCAAAACCCUGAGUGACCCCAAUGCUCUGAGUGACCCCAAAACCCUGAGUGACCCCAAUGCUCUGAGUGACCCCAAAACCCUGAGUGACCCAAAUGCUCUCAAUGACCCCAACGCCCCAAGUGACCCCAAAGUCCAGAGUGACCCCAAUGCUCUGAGCGGUCCCAACACUCUGAAUGUCCCCAAAAUGCAGAGUGACCCCAAAACCCUGAGUGACCCCAACGCUCUCAAUGAUCCCAAAACCCUGAGUGACCCAAAUGCUCUCAAUGACCCCAACGCCCCCAGUGACCCCAAUGCUCUCAAUGCCCCCAACGCCCCGAGUGACCCCAAAGCCCAGGGUGCCCCCCACGCCCCGCGCUCCCCCCUCUCCGCCGAGCCCCCCUGGGCGCGGGCUCUCUUCGUGCUGCCCGCCUUCGAGCUGCGGGGGUCCCGCGCCCCGCCGGCCUCCAAGGCGGAGCUGCUGCGGCUGUGGGCGGGCGGCGAGGCGCGCCCGUUCUACGGGGCGCUGUGCCCGCGCUGCCAGGCGCCCACCGCCUUCGGCCGCUGGCGGGCGCUGCCCCCCGGCCCCCCCCGGCGCCCCCCGGCUGCGCGUGCCUACGAGGUGCCCUGGAGGGACCCCUGGGAGCCUUUCUUCGUGGCCCCCGCCCGCGGCGUGCCCCCCUUCGACGAGGGCUUCGUGCAGUACGGCUUCAACCGCAUCAGCCAGGCCUGCGAGCUGCACGUGGCCGGGUUCCGCUUCGCGGUGCUGGACGGGGCCUUCGUCACCCACCGGGGCUGGAAGGAGCCGGGCGGGUUCCACCGGGGCCGCGAGGCCGAGCUGGGCCGGAACCGGCGCCGCUACCGCGAGUUCCGGGAGGGGCUGAGACUGAGGUACCCGGGGACUGCCCGGCACUGCUGAGACACACCUGGGACACACCUGGGACACACCUGGGGACACAGCUGAGACCGCUGAGACACCUGGGACAGCUGGGAACCCCUCAGUGGACACCUGAGACAUCGUGGAACGUCCCAGCGGACACCUGGGGGCACAUGAGGACCCUGCAGUGGACGUUUGGGGGCACCUGGGGACCUUCAAAUGGACAUUUGGGGACACCUGGGGGCACCUGAGGACCCUGCAGUGGACAUUUGGGGACACCUGGCACAGCUGAGGACCCGCCAGGACAGCAGGGGACAGCUGGGGACACCUGAGAACGCUCCAAUGGACACCUGGGAACGCCCCAAAGGACACGUGAAGGACCUGCCGUGAGCACCUGGGGACACCUGGGACACACCUGGGGACCUGCCAGGACAGCUGGGGACACACCUGGGACACCUGGUAACACCCCAAUGGACACGUGAAGGACCUGCCGUGGACAUCUGGGGACACCUGGCACAGCUGGGACACCUGGGGACACCUGGGGACCCUCCCUGGACACCUGGAUGCCCCCUGGAUGUGGGCGUGACCGUCCCUCAGUAAAUUUGGCCACCUACCCACGAUGCCUCUGUGCGGGUGAUGUCAUGGGGGCGGGGCGAGCAGCUGCCUCCAGUACGGACCAGUAAGGCCCAGUACGGACCAGUGACGCCCAGGGCAGGAGGCAGAGACCCCGCCCAGGUUGUUUAUCAUGGCGAACUACAGCUCCCAGCAUGCAUCGGGUGCCAAGACGGCCGAACUUCCGCUCCUACGAGGCCUUAGAAACAACAUGGCCGCCAAGCAACUUCCGGUUUUGGCUUUGCUUUUGAACUACAAUUCCCAUCAUGCACCAGAAGCACGUGGCCGGAAGUGUUGGUCAUUUAUGGGACUACGGCUCCCGUCAUGCUCCAGGGCAAACAUGGCCGACUUCCGGUCUCGCCUCUCACUCAACAGGGCGGGAAGGCGCAGCAGCGCCCCCUGGUGGGCGGGAGGACCAAAUUGUUUUUUGUUUUUUUUUUUGUAAGGGAGGGGGAGGGGCAAUGGGGGAGGGGCAAUCCCAAAUUUGGGAGGGGGAGGGGCCCUGAAAUUCGAGACGGGGGGAGGGGACAGGACCCCCAUUUUUGGGGGGGUUUGUGACCCCCAAAUCCAGCGGGAGGAUCCGAUUUGAGGGAAAAACCCCAAAUGUGAGCUGGAACAAUGACCCAGAAGGCACCAAAGUCGCGGUUAAUAAAGGAUUUUAUUUGCAUUUUC
Passer domesticus (house sparrow) is the source of this 4014-nucleotide messenger RNA. RefSeq names its product beta-1,4-glucuronyltransferase 1 (gene B4GAT1). Gene Ontology annotation, biological process: protein O-linked glycosylation via mannose. The record is from RefSeq and is a predicted model, not a curated record. Gene Ontology annotation, cellular component: Golgi apparatus. NCBI's taxonomy places the organism in Eukaryota, Metazoa, Chordata, Aves, Passeriformes, Passeridae. Gene Ontology annotation, molecular function: glucuronosyltransferase activity.